ACGGACGCCCGGCGUUCUUCGGCGCGUCGCGACGUCGGCAGUCGUGAUUUGACCGGCGCCCGUAGCGGCAGUAUCGCACCUUGCGCGCGACCGUACGCUCGAAGAAAAACAAACCGUGGGCAAGAUCACUGCGAGAUUGUCCUGAGUGAAACCUUCACCACACGUGCUCCCGAUCUCCCACAUACAUGAGGGAACUAAAUAAACGCCACUCCAUCGAUACAAAAACAAAAAGAGAUAGGCGCGAAUUGAUAUUUAAUAGAGAGCGAGGCUUUGGCAUUCAUUUCGUCUUCGAUUCACUUUGUGAGAUAUUUCGUGAAGUUCGUGAUCUCAAGCUCGUAUAUGCUUCAAUAAUAAAAUAAAUGAUAACGAGUUUUAUUGUCCCACCCCCUCCCCCCCCCUCUCCCAUUUUAAGCGAACUUCUGCGGUAAUUCGAAAAUGAAUGAAAGACUAACUUUAACAUAUAAAAAUAAGAUAUAUUAUUUCAGCAAGUUUUUAGAACUAGAAUUACAAAAUUAAAUUAAAAAGGCAUCAAGUUUCUCUGCUUCUUAUUUUCUAUACGAAAGAUCAACUUAUUUGCGGCGACACGAAACACGGAAGAACUUAAACGGAAGAAGACGAAUUUAACGAUGCGUGCAGCAGAUCGAAACUUCGUGGUAUGAGAGCAAGCACGGGAACGAAACAAACUAUUAAGAAAAUGAACGAUUAAUUGUUGGAAGUGAUCCAGAAUGCCAAGGAGUGAAGAACUUCUCGAGUGCGCGUAUAUCAAGUGAUUAGAAUCGCGAUGGGACCCACGGUAGUGUCCAUCCUGUUAAAUGGUACUUUCUUAAAACCCAGCUAUGAUGACACCCUGGCGUCGUCCUCGGAGCAUUACUACAAUGACACGUACGAGGAGAACCUGGGAUCUUCGAACAUGUCAUCCGGUCCGUAUCGAGACUCCUUGUACGUAGUGAUACCAGUGACCAUAAUCUACGCCGCGAUCUUCAUCACGGGCAUCGUCGGCAAUGUUACCACGUGCAUCGUGAUUGCGCGCAACAAGUCUAUGCACACCGCCACGAACUAUUAUCUCUUCAGUCUUGCUAUAUCUGACCUGUUGCUGUUGGUGUCGGGCCUGCCGGCAGAAAUGUACCUGGUCUGGUGCAAGUACCCCUACAUUUUCGGCGAGGGCUUCUGCGUGCUGCGCGGCCUCGCUUCGGAAACUUCCACGAACGCAUCGGUACUCACCAUCGCUGCCUUCACGGUCGAGAGAUACGUAGCGAUCUGUCAUCCAUUCCUCUCGCAGACCCUAUCGAAUCUGUCUCGUGCGAUCAAACUAAUCCUGAUCGUAUGGCUGGUGGCAUUGUUGUUCGCGCUACCGCAAGCUCUGCAGUUCGGCGUAGUUCGGCACAACAAACAUCCUGAUAUGGUGAUGUGCACGAUCAAGAGGACCAUCAUCAAUCACUCGUUUGAACUAUCCACGUUCCUGUUCUUCGUGAUACCGAUGUGCCUCAUUACGUUUCUAUACGUGUUGAUCGGUCUCAAGCUCAGAAAAUCAAACAUGACUGUUCCGGGUAGAACCGAGUCGAGAAACUGCAGACAUUAUCCGGGUAGAUCGUCCAGAAGAGUGUUGAAAACGUUAGUUGCUGUUGUAAUAGCAUUUUUCAUUUGCUGGGCUCCAUUUCACGUGCAACGAUUAAUCGCUAUAUAUGGUACUAAUUCAGAGGAUCACAUCACUUCGAACGGCCCGUGGAUAGAGUUCGUUUACCUUCUAAUGACUUACAUAUCAGGUGUCUUCUAUUACGUAUCCACGACGAUCAACCCGAUCCUGUACAACAUUAUGUCAAAUAAAUUUCGCAUGGCGUUUAUGUCUGGUUCGUUCCAGGAAACAUUAUCGAAGAGCUUCAGACUUCCUGGAUUGCCAGCACGUAACGAGCAACGAUCCUAUUCCAGCCUGUCGCGAUCCCAACCAAGGACCAUCGGGGCUUACGGCUCAAGGAUAGCGGGGACCAAUGGUGCAUCCGGCAUAAUUGCCGACAGCAUGGAAGGUUCGGGGAAUUCCAUGGAAGAAAGUCAAAAACAGCCGAUAAAUAGCCCAGAACAUCGACCGAUGUCUAGUAGCGUUCUAAAUACACCUCGGACAAACUCGGUACGGAGUGGACACGCUAAAGAAACGAAGAAUAACAACGACGUUCUGCCGGCAAGGGACAGUUCGCGGUCGCUGAUUAGCGGACAUCAGAGGAAUCGAUCGAUUCGCAAAAAUCAGGAGACUUCGUGGACCAAGAGAACGAGGUACAAGAAUGUGCAAAACGUAUCCAGUAUCGACAGUUUCGAAAAAAAGUGGUGGAGGUUUUUAAAGUGGUUGCCCGGUUUGAAAGCUCUUACAUUUCCCAGGGAUUCGACCGUGCCCGAGGAUCACGUGUUCGAUGAGACCGGUAAUCCCCACGAGGAGCUGUCAAUGACGAUGUGGAACAUUCGCGAUAGCAAUGAACAGCGACCCGUAUAGAACGGAUUCGCAGGUGUUUUAGUGAUUCAAAAAGACUGAUUUUUUUCGUUAGUUUCUGCAUUCUUCACAUCGACAAUUCAAAAUGUCAUUAUCUAACAAUCUUAUGGAAAUGAUGGCGCCGCUCGAUCUGAAAGCGUGAUCGUUUAAGGGGGCAUAUACGUGUAAAUUUAAUAGAGUAAACUAUCACACAAAAUGAAUAAAAUACAAGUGUAACGAAGAGCAAAAAUUGAAUCUAUGCACAUAGAUUGAUUUGUCACUCGUUGAAUCGCUAUCUAAAAAUUAUAGUAAAUUCGCAUACCAUUUAAAUGAAAGAGUAUUCUUUUCCUAUAGUAGAUCAAUAUUUAUAAAUGUAAAUUAUCACUUUACACUUUUAAAUAGAAAAUUUCAUUAGCUAGAGAUAUUUAUCAGUCGAUAUAGAGUGAACCGUGAUUCAUUGUAUAGUUUCAGAGUGCAAUCGUGAGAUUUAGAAAGUACGCAGAAUAAAAUAACUUAUAUAGCAUCAAAAGUUUUCAGAAAUAUUUUAACUAAAAAAAAAUAAAACAUUUUAUAAGGGUUGCAAAAUAUAUACAACAUUUUUUUUAAUGUCUCUGGAGCAGCAAAAUGUUCGCAAUUCUUGCAUUUAAAUCCUCGCAAAAAAUUGCUGAGAAGGUUAUAAAUAUUACGGAAAAGUCAUUGAAAUUUUUCUGAAAUAUUGUUGAUUUUAUUAAAAGUUAUAAUAAAAAUUAUGUAUAAGAUAUAAUCCUUAUUCUAUGUUUUUAUUAUUUGCAAUCUGAUUAAUGUAAUAAAUGUAAAUAUAAUUUCUAUAUAUACACAUAUAUUUAAUAAAAAGAAUGAAUAAUAUAUAUGUGAGACAAUAAUAUUUUAUUUGUGUAACAUUCUUGUACUUCCAAUACAUAGACUUAGCACACGCCACCAGCGGACUUUGAAAAUUUUUGCUCGUACAGAUAGCCGAAGCAACAAAGCAAAUUUUUUGCUUGGGUAUAUUAGCAUAUCUAAAUAAAAUAUGAUUUUGACAAACUUGAAUACUAUCAGCAUUUUGUAUUAUUUGUUAAUAAAAUUCAAAUAUUAAAUAGAGAAACGUAUGGUCUCUAUGACAAAAUAAACACGAUUUUUUCCGUUUUUCCGCAAGAAAUUCGCAAAGGAGCUUAUUUCGACCCGUAUAUGCCUCCUUAAAUUUUUAACAAUCUUUUCGGGACUAGAAAAGACUGAGAAAUUAAGAUAGUGACGCUUGUGAUUCUGUCUCAUAAUUAAUUUAGAAACAUCCUAAUGUGUGUCCAACGAACGUAUGAAAUAAAGAGACCUUCAAAAAUAUCUGUGAAACAUACUUAUUUAUUACUGAUAAUUGCCAAACAAGUUUUGUGCAAUUUUGUACGAUUGCUGGAUGCUGGCAUCCAAUGUUGCAUAAAGUCUACUGAAUCCGAUACAUCGAAGGAAUAAACAUGUCAGAAAUAUUGCGAUCAUAUAUCGCGUGUAAUUCAAUAUAUAAAUCAAAUAACAUACUACGAUCCGACCAUAAAUCUUCCCAGAGCGCAUUUUUGUCAUGCGUGCAAUCAUUGAUCAUUAGAGAGAUUUUCUCAUGUAGCUCGAAUUUAUUAAAAACUCAAAUAAUAUACGAGUAAUCGUAAACGAUUACGUGAUAUUACGUAAAUUAUACCUUUUAAUUUUGUAAAUUCUCAUAUCUCAAACAUUUAAAUUUAUCAACGUUGUAAAUAAAAUAAUGUAUGCAACUUUGUAAAUAAAAUAAUAUAUGCAAAUAAACGUUAUUUUUAGAAGCGUUGAAGUCAACACUGAAUCGACAUUUUGUCUAAUAUUUUUUUUAUACUGCUUUAAAAAAAAAAAAUUAUGCUGAAAAAAAGAUAAACUAGCAAAUUUCUUGCAAAAUCCAAACAAAUAUUAUGAUAGUUAAAUAUCAUUGAAUGUAUUAAUUAAUUAAUUAUCAUUGAUUGUACAUAAGCCAUUCUUACAACUGAGUCAACACUGUUCAAAGAAAGUAAAGCCACUGCAUCAUUCAUUAAAUAACUAUUAAUAAAUAUCAGAAAAGUAUUAAAAUAAUAAAUUAUAAAUUAAUUGACAUUUUUUUAGAUCUAAUUUUCAUGUAGAUUUGAUUCAAAUUCUUUUUACUUAAAAAAUUUAAUUAUAUUAAGCUGUUUUUAUUUGUUCUGACUGAUACGGUGACUCUAUUUUCAUGUAAUUUAUUGUUAUACAAUAUACAAUAUAUGAAACAAUAUAAUAAGCAUUUAAAAUAAUUUACGAAAACAAAUAGAAGCGAAUAUUUAUUUCGAAUAAUCCAAUUUCACGAACGUGACAAGCGUCUUAAAACGCAUUGCGUGGAUACGUGCUCUACGACAUUACUUGUCGUAAAUUAUACGAACUACAACGAUAUUAAUUUUUAAAUAAGAAUCUUCUAAGUACUCUCUUAUCUGUAAUGUAUCAUUCCUUAUGAAAAUAAGCUGUAAAGUUAAUUCAAUUGGUCUGAUAAAAUUGGUACAUCCAUACAAAUUGGUACAUGCAUAUGUCGAGUUCAUUUGCAAAUUCAAAUCUGCAAAUGUUAUUUAAUACUCUUUCGAAUUAUUGUAAAAUGUAAUGCUGUAGCGAGAAUACAAUUUAAAAUAAGAUACAGCGGUAUGAUUCUUCUAUGUCAUCGAUUGAAUUUUUAUGGUAUGAUAUUAUUCCGUUAUGUGUAUAAGUAUAAAUCGUUAACUGUGUAAAAUUCUUUAUUUAUUUUCUUUAGCAUAUCUCUCACUGGAUGUUGUUCGUAGCUGUAUGUAUACCAAUAUCGAUAUUGAUAUUUUGAUAAUUACAGAUAUAGACACCUAUAAUGUGUCUGAAACUUA
Molecule: messenger RNA, 5313 nt
Organism: Solenopsis invicta (red fire ant)
Lineage: Eukaryota; Metazoa; Arthropoda; Insecta; Hymenoptera; Formicidae
Product: pyrokinin-1 receptor
Exons: 3
Coding region: 782-2479 (565 amino acids)
Biological process (GO): neuropeptide signaling pathway
Cellular component (GO): plasma membrane
Molecular function (GO): neuromedin U receptor activity
Source: RefSeq, a predicted model, not a curated record